AUGUCAAUCCCUUUUAGCACGAAAAUGGCGGCUCUACUGGCCAAAGCUGCCCCAGAACAAAUAUAUUCGUACAAGCCAGGUAAACUCAUUACUUUCGGGGCAUAUUCACUUUCUUUUACUUUUAUACUGUAUGGAGCUUCCUUUGCGGAUUGGUCACUAACAACCUCAUCUGGUCUAUAUAAAGAGGAAUCAGAAGAACCGAAGAAAGAUUUAAAAUGGUACGAAAAUGCCAACGUCGCGUUUCUUGGUAGAUCUGCGGGUUCUGUCCUUCUUUCAGUGAUACCUUUCACUUUAGCUGCAGUGGCACUAUACAUACCGACCAGAAUUGUAACCAAGAUGCAUUACAUCCCUGAUAAGAUCCCAAAAUGUAAAGUGACGACUAGGACUUUAUUCAAUGGUGAAAAGAGUAAAACAAUUCCAUUACGAAACUUAAGACGUCACGAAAAAUCCAGAGUAUUUACAGGAAUAGGUGAACAAGGAGUUGAGGACCGUGGUUCAUUUUCUUUCUCCUUGAUGGAUAAAGGGGCGCCUUUUUUCGAUAAAGUCUAUAUUGUGAACAGAUCAGGUAAAUUCUGGGGAUCUGACGGAAGAUUUAUGGAUGCAUUAUUUGGAGGUGAAUCUAUAACUCAGUUGGAGUUGAAAGAUUUCAAGACCGAAAAGAACGAAUACACCAAGAACGAGCAGAAGUUAGAGAAAAUAAUUCAACAACAAAUAGCAAGGCCAAGAUUGAAUACUAACGCUGAUAUUAAGAAUAUUGUGUUAAAUUCCAAGAGCAAGCAUCACCAAGAUGGAAAGAAAUGA
Messenger RNA from Kluyveromyces lactis, 801 nucleotides. RefSeq names its product Mrx15p (gene MRX15). The record is from RefSeq and is a predicted model, not a curated record. The coding region runs from base 1 to 801 and encodes 266 amino acids. Lineage: Eukaryota; Fungi; Ascomycota; Saccharomycetes; Saccharomycetales; Saccharomycetaceae. The transcript has a single exon.